AUGAGCAUCAACCCAUGUGGCAUGCACCCCAUGUUCGCGUUAGACGUUCCAGCUCCCUUCCCUGCCCCACACGCGACCGAGGCCCUCCCUGCAAGGAACAUCUCUCCAACAACCUUUAAAACAUCCCGUCCGCCGGUCCUGGGGCGAAGACGCUCCGUCCGGAGCAUGAAAAACCUCUUGCCACUGACCCUGCCCUCCAGCUCCAGCAACAGCUCCAACGCCAGCUCCUCCAACUGCAGUUCAAGUUCCAGAUCUAGCUCUAGCUCUAGCUCCAUCUUCAGCCCGCAGCCGAUCAUCUGUCGUCCUGUCUCGUCGCCGCUGCCAACCCAGUUUCAACCACACCACCAUCACCACAGUCAUCACACACGUUCGCAGCCGCAUACCGACCUCUCCUACGGAUACCAACCCGAGAGUUUAUGCAUCCGAGCCGGCGUCAUGGCCGAAGCCGCGGAACCUACCAUGGACUGCAACCUGCCGGAGCUGCUGGCCCAGGACCUUGAGUUCUCUGCCCUCAUCUUCGCCGCCAAGAACAUGACUGCCGGCGCGCCCUCGCCUGCUCUCGCCUCGGACGAAGACGACUGGCACGACACUGCUGAACCUCCUUCCGUCCUCGGCGCACCAUGUCAUCCCAACGGAGUGGCUCAAUUCCAGCCUCUAGGUGCUAUCGACGAGAAAAGCUCGGCCAGCGAUGCGAGCCACCAUGACAUUUCAGACGCCGCUUCAAGCUCGAGCGGUGACUCCUUUAGCAUGGCCGGGGGUGACCUCGACGGCGAAGACGACGCCGCCGAAUCACCGCACAUUCGCCAACAUUCUGUUCUCACUGCAGACACCACCAUUUCCGCCUCAAGCCAACCCGUGAUCGCGUCAUCUUCGUCGCAAAAACGAGUCGUCUCCUUUGGAGGUGAAGCAGACGGAAGCUUGGAGAGCUGGAUGGACUUUGAGCCAGACGCGCCGGCGGAUCAUCCCGAGCUCGGCAAGAGCCUAGUCCAAUCGCCCGUCUUGACACCCAUCAAGCCGGUGCGGCCGCUAUCCCGACUAGGCGACCGGUCCAUCAACGAAUCACCGCCCCGGGCCAAGAGCGCCAAUGCCGCAGCCACUACGCGCCGGCUGUCCAACCCGUUUGAGGGUUACACCCGGCCCACCAGCCGGGCCCGGAGUCUGCAUCUAGACCCUACUGCGGCGGCCGUUGCUGCUGCCGCCAAGGAGCAGAACCGCCAUUCAAUGCACUCGAUUCACUCACUUCACUCCGUCGACAUCGCCGUGCCCACGCGUUGCUCAUCGCUAAAGCACCGCGUCUCAUUCACCGAUGACGCCCGCAAGGCUAUCUCUACUCGGUCUCGUUCGCGUUCGCAUGCGUCCUCGCGGCAUAGGCAACCCGAUCACAUCGUCGCGCCGGGGACGGAUCGUAGCUCUAUUAUCUCCGACCUCAAGGAGGAACUGGAGCCAUGGUUCCGCUACCUCGAUGCGCAUGACACGCCGACUUCAACUCCCCGCCAGGGCCUGGCUCCCCCUCUACUUGUGACACCGCGCCCGACCUCCCGCUCCGGCGCCGCUGGCCCUUCAAGAGCAUACACCACACCGACUCCUCGUCCCCGAUCUCAGGCUCAAACAAGGUCUCGGCCUACAUCGUCUCUUAGCACAUCAUACACUUGGCUCGAGGACCCGAUCGACAUUCCGCCUCCUCCCUCGGACGACCAAAGCCGCCGUAUUCCUCUUCCUCCCAAUGUGAUGGAAUCUCUCCGCGUCUCCGUGACAUGCUUCCCCGAGACAACGCUUCUCUGCUCCAGCCUCUCCAUCGAGACGAUCCGUAGCUAUUCCCGCAAGGUCAGACAACCAGCCGCUCCGGAGGCUCUUCGCCCAGACACACCGCCCGCGUCUCCGAAACGCUGGCGCUGGCUCAGCUCCCGCCGCACUACCAAUCUCAACCGCCGCUGCUGCUCCCGCGGCGCAUCCUCUUCCAACCUCGAUCUCCCCUCCUCUGCCUCCCUAUCGCCGUCAACAGCCACCCUCGUUGCUCCACCCCAGUGGUCCCGUAUUCGCAGCGUCUUCCCCCAGGGGUCAGAUUGGCUCUGCGACGCCCUCUACGCCCACAUCGUCGCGUACAACUACCUCGCGCCCAUGGUUCAGAACAGUACGACACAGUCGCAGCCGAGACCUCCCACACCUGCUAGCCCCAGCAGCAGCAGCGUCAUCACGGAUGACUCCAUCCCCAAGAAGGCCGCCACCUUACUCGGCCUUCAGGGCAUGCAAGGGAUGCAGGACAUGACGACAUCGCCACCGCCGCCAAAGUCGUUGCGGAAGCGAUCCAGCAUGUUUCUCGGCCUCCGGACCUGUUCAGCAUCACGACAGAGUCAGAUUCCAACGCCGGCUCCUCCUGCUGUGCCAACAAUGACGCCGGCAGCACACUCGGCUGCGGUCUCCGAUGUCCCCCUUCGGGAGCUGCAGCAGGGGUUGUCGCGGUGUAUCGCGCACCUCGUGACGACGUUGCGCGCCGGGGGGUCCGGCAGGUCUAUGGCCGGAGGCGACCUGAUCAACGAGGUUGAUCCGCUCGUCAUGCGAUCUCUGUGCGAGAUUGUCAAGUGCUGCGAGGAAUCGCCGAGCACGACAAAUGAUCGGUCUUUGUAA
Molecule: messenger RNA, 2625 nt
Organism: Colletotrichum costaricense
Lineage: Eukaryota; Fungi; Ascomycota; Sordariomycetes; Glomerellales; Glomerellaceae
Exons: 1
Coding region: 1-2625 (874 amino acids)
Source: RefSeq, a predicted model, not a curated record